Syngnathoides biaculeatus (alligator pipefish) is the source of this 2237-nucleotide messenger RNA. Its product is annotated as melanoma inhibitory activity protein 2-like. Gene Ontology annotation, molecular function: protein binding. The record is from RefSeq and is a predicted model, not a curated record. The transcript has 4 exons. Lineage: Eukaryota; Metazoa; Chordata; Actinopteri; Syngnathiformes; Syngnathidae. The annotation marks the transcript as partial. Gene Ontology annotation, cellular component: endoplasmic reticulum exit site; endoplasmic reticulum membrane. Gene Ontology annotation, biological process: protein secretion; vesicle cargo loading; endoplasmic reticulum to Golgi vesicle-mediated transport.
GUCCAUCUUUUUACAUCACAUAUUAAUAAUGUACCUACGUGUUUAAGCAACGCUAUAUAUAUUUUUUUAAAUAUUAUUAAUACUCGUUUUUACUGUAAUUGAACGCAUGACAACGAAACAAACACAGCUCAGGUGUAAUAUUUUGGUUUUAACGUGAUUGAUUAUCCGUGGCGCUUUUAUAUUUUAUCGUGUCUUAUUCGCCAUUGAGUUUUUCGGCAGAGCUUCAGCUCAGAGGCAAAUGUCCACAUGCCAAGAUCAACCGGUUGAUAAUUGCUCGUUCUAUUCUGGUGCAAACGUCAAAAAUGACUCGCUCACGUGCUGGUAUUAUAUUAUGGAGUCCAACAGUGUUUUUUGUGCUUUUGCCACAACUGAGUAGCGGAUUACUGUCUGACUUCAAGAUCUGUGGAGAUGCAGAGUGUGAAAGUCUAAUGAGCAGGGUCCAGGCAAUCAGGGAUCACCGUGGAAAGGACUGUCGUUUCCUGAGUUUCCGACGAGGAGAAACCAUAUUUGUUCACCACAAACUGACUGGAAAGAGGAAUCACCUUUGGGCUGGCAGUAUGAACAAACAGUUUGGCUAUUUUCCAAAGGAAGCUGUAAAAGAGGAGCAAAAAUUUGUAACAAAGGAGAUAGUGGUUGAAACACAGGAGUCCGAUUUUCUGUGUAUGGAUGACACUGGCUAUCCCAUUGACUCUAGUCAUUUGGACACUGAGGAUGAUUAUGAUUCUGAUCUGAAGACCCUACCUGAGAAGUCUGAAAUGAGUCAAACAAGAAAAUAUACGGAUGAGACAAAAUCUGAAACUCCAACAUCUAAAGAUACCGCCUCAGAAUCUCUUAGUACAGCAGGUGAGGAGGUUGAAUAUCAGGACAAUGGUGGUCCCAAGACUAACCAGGAAUCUCCAGAAACUGCUGUGGAACUGAAGGAAAAAGGUGGGUCUCCUGCCUCUUCCUGGCUUAGUUCCUCAGUAACAGAAUGGUUUGAUGGUGGAAACUGGGACGAACCGGACAAUUCAGCUGAAGUAAAGAAGCAUUUGAUGCAGGGAGAUUAUUCACUCAUGUCUUCAGUGACAGGAUGGCUGAGGUUAGGAAAUAAAGGAAAAACUGAUUCUUCUGAAGACAGUGAAAACCAUCAACAGAAUGACAGAAAAACAGAGUCUUUUACUUCAGCCAUGACUGGAUGGCUUGGGUUUAGUGGGGAUGAAAAAGCAGAGUCUUGUGAAGAAAAGGAGUAUGAUGAUGAAAAAGAAAUGGACAUGAAAACAGCAUCAGCAGACAAUUUCAAGAGCAGGAAGCUUAAUCUCAAUUCAGAAACACAACAAAUACAAGAGAAGAUUAAUGAAAUGGGGACAUUGGGUUGGCUCGGAAAUGGACUGUCAAGAACACUGGGUUUUGGCAUAAAUGAUCAGGACACUGGAAACACAAUUCAGGUUAUUGCAGAAGAGGGGGAAAAGAUUGACAAACAGAAAGCAUCCAGCUCUUGGUUUGAUGUAGAGAUCAAGGACAUUUUAGGCUUUAGAAAAGAGAAUCCCGCUGACACUACUGAAACAGACACAAAGUCUAGCCGCAAUGUGCAAGGACAUGACAAUAGAGCUGCAUCUGUUGACAGCAAACAUCGUGAGUUAGCUGAUACAUCUCAGGUUGAUCAAAACAACAACCCUCCUCAAAACCAGAAAGUGGACAUGUAUCCUAUUCUAAAUGGUAAGGAAGGCGAAAACAAAUUUGACAUUUUAGCAAGUAAGAAUGAUGUCACCUCAAUGCCAACUUUCACAUACAUGGUAUCUAAGUCAGUAGGGCAGGUGGUGAGUGAGAUUAAGGAUUCCAAAAAAGAUCAGAUAGAAGAAAAUGAUGAUCCAGAAUUUACAAAGCAGGUUGAAAACAUAGGCACAUCUAACAUACAGUCUAUAUACGGUGCCGCUGAUGUGGAAUGUAAAGGUGAAAGGACAGUUACAGAAAUUAAGUUCGAUGAGUCUGCAAAACAAAGUCAAGUGCAAGAAAGUGGGUCUUCUCUGGAAUCUGAAACUGUAGUAAAAGAAUCAGAAAAAGAUAAGAAACAGGAGGAAGUACACACAAAAAAAGUUGAAAAUAUAGAGAAGCAGCAGAAUGUAGAAUAUACUAAGGUGGUAGUACAAAAUAAGUUUCAAGAGAAGACCCAGGGGGAGUUCAAAAAAGGGGUGAUACAAAAGAACUGGAAAGUUACUUACAAUAACACAAAUGAAGAUGAAAACUCUCUGGAAUUUGGC